UAAGGCCUGUCUCAUAGAUUCCAUAGGCACUGAGAUGCCAGCGGACUUUAAGCAAAUGUUUGACAUGGGCCUCUGCUCGUUAAGCAAUCGUCUGCUCAAGGAUGUCAUUGAUACCUAUGCCAAACUGCAUGUCAACUACGAACCGCUGCGAAUUAUAAAACCACAAUUUGAAAUACCUUUGCCGCCAUUGCAGUUGGCCACAUUUCCGCCCAUAUUUAGCGAACCGCCCGCACCGCACCCUAGAGCUUUACGAUCUGGAUGAAACCUUCAGUCCGGCACGUUCACAGCUGGCGCAUAUGACAGGCCAGUGCUUGCAGGCGCUGCAGGCCAAGGAGCCAGCGCGACGAGCGCUCAAUCUACGCGAGUUGGAGAACUAUGUAAAGGAGUGUGCGCGUAUAACGGCAAUUGUUAGGGAACAGCAAGAUAUGCCCGCUCGCGAGAUACUCAACAUUGUGGCCAGACAGAUAAGCAGCUACACGCCCUAUGCUGAGGACUAGGCAAGAGAGCAUCCAAUUACAAUUUGCAGCAAUCGCAGCGCA
Molecule: messenger RNA, 539 nt
Organism: Drosophila busckii
Lineage: Eukaryota; Metazoa; Arthropoda; Insecta; Diptera; Drosophilidae
Exons: 1
Coding region: 297-497 (66 amino acids)
Source: RefSeq, a predicted model, not a curated record